Molecule: messenger RNA, 1428 nt
Organism: Capsicum annuum
Lineage: Eukaryota; Viridiplantae; Streptophyta; Magnoliopsida; Solanales; Solanaceae
Product: aspartic proteinase Asp1
Biological process (GO): proteolysis
Molecular function (GO): aspartic-type endopeptidase activity
Source: RefSeq, a predicted model, not a curated record
GUAUUAUCAGGUGACACUCAACGUAGGCCAACCUCCCAAACCUUAUUUUCUCGACAUAGACACGGGGAGCGAUCUCACUUGGCUCCAAUGUGAUGCACCUUGCGCCAAAUGUGUUCCGGCUCCUCAUAGGCCUUACAAACCGAAUAACAAUAUUGUAAAGUGUAAAGAUCCCAUAUGUGCAUCCCUUCACUCGCCUGGGAACCAUCCGUGUCGCACGCCUGAAGAUCAAUGUGACUACGAGGUUGAGUAUGCCGAUCGUUGUUCAUCCUUAGGCGUGUUGGUCAGAGACGUAUUUCCAGUAAAAUUUACCAAUGGUAGCUCCGUCGCUCCUCCUCUGGUGUUUGGUUGUGGGUACGAUCAAGAAGUGCCAGCGUCAGCGCAUGCACCUUUUACGGAUGGAAUUCUUGGUCUAGGGAAUGGAAAAGCGAGCGUAGUAUCACAGAUGAGCAGCAUGGGUCUUAUCCGUAAUGUAGUAGGUCACUGCUUAAGCGGCCACGGUGGAGGUUUUCUUUUCCUCGGAGAUGAUGUUGUCCCCUCUUCCGGGAUUGUUUGGGCACCUAUCGUGCGUGCACCUUCAGAGAAACACUAUUCUUUGGGACCGGCUGAUGUACUAUUAGGUGGACGGGCAACUGGAAUAAAGGGUCUACUGAUGAUUUUUGACAGCGGAAGUACCUUUACAUACCUUAAUUCCGAAGCUUACAAAACUCUGUUGUUUUUGAUCAAGAAAAACAUAAACCCAAAGCAGCUGACUGAUGCAGUGGACGAAAAAGCGUUACCCGUCUGCUGGAAAGGACCGAAACCAUUCAGAUCCAUCGAUGAUGCCAAGAGCAAUUUCAAGCCAUUAACAAUUAGUUUCACGAGCGCUAGGAAUGUUCAGCUUCAACUGACACCCGAGUCUUAUCUUGUUCGUACUGAUCGUGGCAAUAUAUGCUUAGGCAUACUGAACGGUUUGGAGGCCGGAUUGGGAAAUGUGAAUCUCAUCGGAGAUAUUUCUAUGUUAGACAAAAUGGUGAUAUACGACAAUGAAAAACAACGGAUAGGAUGGAUUCCAUACAACUGCAACAAGCUUCCAUUGUCGUCCUGACAGCAUAUAUCAUGCUUACAAGUGAAGAUUUUGGUGAUAUAUCAGAGGAAGAAGCAAGCAGAAAGUAUGUUAGUAUUGUAAGCUAAGUUGUGCGGACUCUUCACUUUUGAUGUCGCACCCGUGUCGGAUUCUCCAAAAAUACACUACUUUUGGUGAAUCCGACACGCACCCGCUGACAUUUUUGAAGCGUCCGAAGCAACAUAGAUUGUAAGCAUACCAAUGUUUGCUAUAUUAUAGAGGAACUAUUUCACAAAAUUCACUUGUAAUAAACCAUAGAAUAGCAGCCUAUUUAUGUAUAUUCAGUGCAUAUCUAUUACAACGCAAAGCGAGGUGUUGAGUCUGAA